This is a messenger RNA of Hemibagrus wyckioides, 4235 nucleotides long. It is a transcript of the gene ralgps1, whose product is annotated as Ral GEF with PH domain and SH3 binding motif 1. NCBI's taxonomy places the organism in Eukaryota, Metazoa, Chordata, Actinopteri, Siluriformes, Bagridae. Gene Ontology annotation, biological process: Ras protein signal transduction; positive regulation of GTPase activity. Gene Ontology annotation, cellular component: plasma membrane. Bases 522 to 2276 code for a protein of 584 amino acids. The record is from RefSeq and is a predicted model, not a curated record. Gene Ontology annotation, molecular function: guanyl-nucleotide exchange factor activity. The transcript has 21 exons.
ACCUGCCACUAUCGUACCUGACACUAACCGAUGUCUAUGGCCAGCUGUAGGUAAGUGGUCCUGUCCACCAUCCAGUAGUAACUUGUCCAGAAACGGUACAAUUACAUACGUGCCGCGCAAUAACGUGUAUCAGUGCGAAGCUGUUUAAGAAGAAUAACCGAAAAGCACCAUUUAAAGAUCCAUUCAGAACACUGCCAUUUCCUUCUACAAGCCACAUCGACUCUGGGAUUAGAGCAGGCGCGGUGCUCUGAUAUAUGGCUAUGUACAUUCACGAAACCUGCUGAAUCUGUGGACUCCGGCUUAAGACACGUUACCUUCAACGGACUAACUGUUGGCCUCACUGUGGCACUGUCUUGCUGAGUUUUGAAGAAAGGCCUGAGUUAGUGUUUGCAUGAUGUGAUGCAGCUUCCACUUCCUCACUAUUGAUCCAACAGUGUUUUACUGGGAUGGCUGAGACGUCGUGUGUGUUAGUGACCAGCUGAGGUCUGCUGAGAACUCACUCUACUUAUCUGGCUGAGAGCAUGUACAGGAAGAAUGGACUCCCUGUCAGUGUCAGCAUCACCUCUGCCACUCAGGACAGUAGUAGUUCUGAGUCUUUGGAUUGGCAGAGUUUGGACUCUGCUAAAAGCUAUGAUGCGGUGGUGUUUGACGUGCUCAAAGUGACACCUGAAGAGUUUGCUGGCCAGAUCACUUUGAUGGAUGCUCCUGUAUUCAAAGCAAUACAGCCUGAGGAAUUGGCCAGCUGUGGAUGGAAUAAGAAGGAAAAGCACAACCUUGCACCCAACGUGGUGGCCUUCACCCGGAGGUUCAACCAGGUGAGUUUCUGGGUGGUGAGAGAGAUACUGACAGCACAAACUCUGAAGAUCCGUGCUGAGAUUUUGAGCCACUUCAUCAAAAUUGCAAAGAAACUGCUGGAGCUGAAUAACCUGCACUCUCUGGUAUCUGUGGUGUCGGCCUUACAAAGUGCACCAGUCUUCAGACUGAGCAAGACAUGGACACUCAUCAGUCGAAAAGACAAGGCCACUUUUGAGAAGCUGGACUUCUUGACAUCAAAAGAAGAGAACUACACCCGGAUGAGAGAGCACAUCAAGUCCCUCAAAAUCGUUCCCUGCAUCCCUUAUCUCGGAAUUUAUUUGUUUGAUAUGACCUAUAUCGACUCUGCCUAUCCAGCCACUGACAGCAUCAUAGAGACUGAGCAGAGGACCAAUCAGAUGAACAAUCUUCUCCGGGUCAUCUCUGACCUUCAGGUGUCCUGUAACUAUGACCACUUGCUGACAUUACCACAUGUACAGAAGUACCUGAUGUCAGUGCACUACAUCGAGGAACUGCAAAAAUUUGUGGAGGACGAUAAUUACACGUUGUCCCUGAGGAUUGAACCUGGAAACAAUUCGCCUCGUCUGGUAUCUUCCAAGGAAGACCUUGGAGGACCAUCAGAAGAGUCAUUCUCAGCAAAGUAUAACCGGAGGCCAACUUGUCCCGAUACCUCAGUUGUAUCCCAUCUGCCUACACCCCCACCAGCCCGGCACAGAAAGAGUCACAGCCUAGGAAAUAACAUGAUGUGCCAGUUUGGAGUACCGGAGAGUAAGAGUGCCACUUUUUCUGUGAAGGAAAAAGCUCGUCAUCUACUGGACGACAGUUUUUUAGAAUCCCACAGCCCUGUCAGGAAUCACACACACGAUUCUGUCUUCACCAAUGGCAUCUCAUUAGGUAGUAGAGAAAGUUUCUUCAGUGAUGAAUUGUCAUCCACUGCUGAAAGGGGUCGUAUGUAUGCUACCCUUGGUCCAAAUUGGAGGGUUCCAGUCCGUAACUCUCCUAGAAGCAGAAGCUAUGUUUACAGUGUGUUUCCCAGUGCCCCAGGGGCUGUGUCCAGUUAUGAGUGCAGCUCGUUAAGCAGUAUCACCAUUGAAGGGCCUCUGCGCAGAAAGACUGUAAUGAAAGAGGGCAAGAAGCCUACACUGUCAUCAUGGAAGCGAUACUGGAUUGUUCUUUCUGGUUCAACUCUAAUCUAUUUUGGCUCAAAAGCUUUAAGAGCAAAUGAAAGGAGACAUUACAAAUCCAGGCCUUGUAAGAAGAUCUCAUUAACUGGCUGGAUAGUGGUGCUGCCUGAUGACCCUGAGCAUCCAAACAUUUUUCAGCUCAAUGACCCUGAUAAAGGUAAUGUUUACAAGUUCCAGACUGGAUCUCGUUUUUCUGCAAUUAUCUGGCAUAAGCAUCUGGCUGAGGCCUGCCGGUGUAUAAGGCCACAGAUACCAGCCAAUUUAAUGUCUUUUGAAUAGCUGCCACCUUGUGAAGGACAAAAGUGUGCCAGUAACAAGGAAGUUCAAAAAGAAAUUAACAUAAAGUCAAGUUUAAAGCUCUGUGGUGUUAUGAUGAUCAUGUUUUGUCUUGUGUUUAUAAAAUAGCCCUGUUGAUCAGGGUGCAGUAUAUGUGGACUUUUAUCUUGUGGGUUCUGUGCAAUUUAGGAGUGUCCUAUAGAAAAAGUGCCGAAGAAGAACAGAAAAAUUAAAGAUAAUGAUAAUGAUACCAAAAAUUCAAAGAGGAACACUGCACGUCAUGGAUCAAAUCUCUUCUAGCCAUUAUAGAAAGGAAACUACAGUAAAUAUGAGACUUUGGAGAAUGCUGGUUGUUGUAAUUUCAAGAAUAUAAUUUGGAAUCUUAAGUAAAUCAAGUUUGCACUCAGACUAUGAAGUACUAAACUUAAUACCCGAAAUAUUGUCAUGUAUUAACUUGGAUAUGGUCUAAUUUCCACCUUUUAGAAGCACCACAGUGACACCUGAAAGAAAUUCUGCUCCCCAACCAAAAAAGAGAUUAAUUCGAAACUGGUUUAUUCCAUUCAAGGAACAAGAAGAAAGUGGCCAGAUUUGUUAAAAAAUGUAUUUUCCCUUUUGUGAACUAUGUAGGCCACAAUGAAGGGGUGGCAUAUAAAAUAUUUUGACACAUUAGUUAAAUAUUGUAAAUAUACCCUUGUUAAUAUAUUGUAUAUGCGUACUACUCGGUGUGAAAGAUGUCAAACAUUUUGUGUACAAACUAAUACUGUCUUAUUUAUGUUUUCACGUGAACAAGUGCCAAAAGUUUGUAUUAGAAAUGGUAUCAUCACUUUGUUGAAUUUUCUGAACUAAGUGAAAAGGCCUAGAAAAUGUGAAGUAUUGCAGGAGAAUGAGAAUUCUACCACAGAACAAUUAGAAAAUUUCUGUUUUCAUAUUAUUUAUGCACCUAACUGAAAGCCCUUCAGUUUGCGAAGAUCCUAAAGCAGGGACACAGAUGAAACAUACUAAUAAACUUGAAGCUCUUUUACCAUUGUUUCUCUAACAGAGGUGCAGAUGUGUCAAUCAUCAUUAUUUCAUUCUCAACUGAAUAAUAUAAUCUAGUUCCUAAUAAUGGAACAUGUUUGUAAAUAUAUUUCACAUCUGUGUGUUUGUUUGAUUCUUUGUUUGUUUGUGUGUGUGUGAUAUUUCUCAUUAAAUUCUGAAGUGUCUGAUUAGGUUGUUAAUGUCAUUUCAGUGAGAGUGUCCACAUGUUUAAGUAGCAGUAUCACUAUUGACACUCUAUUGAGCCUUGGUUCUGGGUUUAUUUCCCUCACAGUUUUCUAAAUGUUUAAUCAACUACACAAAACAUUAAAGGAUUGUAGGUGAAUUUUUGUUCAUGUGCAUGUCAUAACCUAUUCCUUACCAAUGUGAUAGCAGUGAAGUAUUGAGAGCUUCGGAAUUCCUUUUUGUACUGUAAAUUAAAUAAGACAUGAAUUUUUCCUAAGUAUGGUUGCAGAAUGUUAUCUAGCAUCACUGCUGAAGAAGUAAUUGUGUUUGCUACCUCCUGCUAUUCUCCUUUUUAUUAUGUAUCAAUUUUUUUUAAUUGUUACACAUGUAGAUCACAAAUCUGAAAGUGAAUGUAGGGAUAGGUUUACUGUACAUUUUGUGUUUUUUCCAAGAACCGGCAAAGAUUCUAAAACCAGAAAAUGUGCCUGUUGGUUCGUGUUUCUCUGUACAGUGUAUGUGACAUCAAUGUAUCCUUGUACUGUAAAUUGAGAUUAUAUCUGUCAUUGGCAUUUCUUCUUCUUAUAAUUAUUCUUAUUCUUCAUUUUCUACUUUUUUUUUCUUCUUCUAUUGCUAUGUAUGCUUUAUACAUACUUGUUUUGUUGAGAACACUUAUGAACAUAUUCUGCAUCACCCAUGUGUUUUGGAGUUCAUAUCUCAUGAUAUGAUAAUAUAUAUUGCAAAAUGUAUUGCACCAUUAAAGGU